AUUGAAUAGAGCCUCUCUCGAUAAUAAAAGGCCAAGAUGCGCCCGACGCAAGUGAGGAUGACGAGCGAGAUGCCUGGUGGGAAGCACUAUAUGGGAUGGUGGGGUGAUAUGGGUGGACCGAAGCAAAAGGGAAUUAUUCAAUACGCUGUAUCCUCAACGCGACAAGCCCCAAUGCGAGACGCCUUCAAAGGGUACCUCUUCAGCGGAUUCUGGCGUAUUGCGGGUCAUUUGCCUUUCGUCGUCCCGCCAUUUGCAAUUGGGUACGCGAUUUACGCGUAUGCGAAGAAGCAGGAUGCUUGGCAGACGAGUAAGGCUGGACAUCUUGCGAUGAUGGAGAAGGAGGGCGGGCAUCAUUAAAUACCAAUUCUGUGGAUGUUUUCUCCAUAAUGCAUCGAAUCAA
Messenger RNA from Fomitiporia mediterranea MF3/22, 400 nucleotides. RefSeq lists its product as uncharacterized. The transcript has 5 exons. The coding region runs from base 37 to 357 and encodes 106 amino acids. Lineage: Eukaryota; Fungi; Basidiomycota; Agaricomycetes; Hymenochaetales; Hymenochaetaceae. The record is from RefSeq and is a predicted model, not a curated record. Gene Ontology annotation, biological process: mitochondrial electron transport, ubiquinol to cytochrome c.